GUCGUGCGGUAGACCUGUUGACGUUUUGUUCGUUCGGCUGCGGCUUACCCACCAGAAUAUAUAAGUACCUACGUACACAACAGGAAUAUUUCAGUUUUAAUUGUCAUGGUUUCCAGUUGCAAUUUGCAUAAUAAUAUGUUUAUUUGGAUCAUAACGUACGGUACGUAUUGAACAUUUUAUUUAAAUGAUAGAUUGAUAGAAAUAUUCAUUGAAAGUACAAAAUAUAAUAUAUUUAUUAUAAUAGGUAAAUAGGGUAAAAUUAUUUGCCUUUUUUAUUAUACGAAUUAUUUUUUUAAUAAUAAUUACCUACCUAUUAAAUAUUAUAACACAUAAUAUUAUGUAGUCAAAUUUGAUAAUUUAUAUAAUAUCUAAUCCUGUAGCUAGGAUAAAAAAAAGUACCUAGCUAUUACUCGUUUAGUACGCACAUUUUUUUUAAAUAAUUUUUUUCUUAUAAUAUAUAUAUAUAUUACUUAUAUGUAUAGUUAUACAUAUAACUGUAUAAGUAUGAUUCCCGAAAUAUUACACAUAAAUUCAAUUAUCUCCUAGUAAGCAUCCUAUUUAGUAAAUAGGUACUAUAAUACCUAGUAAGCAAUAUUGUUCAAGAUAAAGUCACAACACCAUACUAGUAUAAGCAAACGAAGCAUGGAAAUAUUAUUAUUUCAAUACAAAAUUAUUUUUAAUUAAUACUACUUGAUUAUAUUCAUAUUUUAUAGUUAUUAUUUUUUACAAACAUUUUUAUUUCGCUUAUUUGUUUUUAUUUUAUAUACUGAAUUCGUUUUAUUGCAUACAUAUAUAAUAUCGUAUUCGUAUAAUACAUAAAUAAUAAUAUUAUUAUGAAAAUUUGUUACCUACACAAUUUUUAUAAUAUUACCUACCUACCUAUAUACAACAAAAUAGUUCGAAAUGAUAUAUACAUAAGUAAAAGAUUAUAUUAUAUCAAACGUCUGAUGUUUACCUAUACACCCAAUUCAAACUUGCGUUAUCUUUUAUUGUUUAUUGACUGUUGUUUAUGCAUAAAACCAACGAACGAAAAAAUAUUUUUAAAAAUCGGAUAUCCACCACCAUUGUACACUUCCAUACAUUAGACGUAUUACAUUUAUUGAUUAUAAUUUUUUUUUUUUUUUCAGUGUGCUAUAAUUUAUAGUAGGUAGUAAAUUAUUAUUGUAUAAAAUAUAAUACAGUAUAUAUUCUACUGUGAAAUGUUUAAAAGGUUUUUUAGUUUUAUUAUAAAUUAUAAUUUUAAUUUUAAUUAAUAUUUUGCCAACCAAUAAUUAUAUCUACGUAAAUACGUAGGUGGUAUAAUAUGUUUGAAGUUCAGAGUACCUACCUAAUCAAAUUUAAAUGGUACAGUUUAUAUAAUGGUAACCUUUUUUCGUACGAUUACUUUCAAUUUUUAACGUAUUCCCGAAAAACUAAAGGAGUAUUUGCUAAAAACGAAUACUCCUGGACGCCCAUGGUUAUAUUAAUGCGUAAUUGAUAUAAAUAUAAUACAAAAUUUGAAAAAGGUCUCUUAUAUACAAAGUUUUAAUUAAAAAAUUAAGUUGCCUAUAUUGAUUUUUUUUUACCAAAGCACAACUAUGAGUAAUAAACUCACACGGUGAUGUAGAACAUCUUGGUAAUCAUUUUUAUGACUGUUUUUUUUUUCGUACACGAAAAGAUAAAAAUAAAAUAUUUUAAACUGUAUUAUAAUCAAAGUUUAUACAUUUUUAUAAGAAAUUCAUAUGAUAUAUAUAUUAUAGGGCUAAUAUUGAAAAUUGAAUAAUGUCAAUAUUAUCUGGAUAUUUUGCCAUUUGGCAAAUGUCGUUAUACAUUCUGUCAAUAUCUUAAAUAAUAUUAAAAUAUUAUAAAGUCUUCAUAUUAAAGUUAUAACAUUAGCCAAUGCGUUCUAGAUAAUUCCAUAAAACUAUUGUAUUAGUGGCUAUUUGCACAACUUUUAAUAAUAUGAAUAAUAUUUGAUAAUUAUUAAUAAAUAUAAAUAAAAAAUAUAAUUUUAUUUUUAUUUUUUAUAUUUUCAAAUUUGUAUUAUUAUAAUUAUGUAUUUUUACAGGGCAUACUUCUUUAGAACUUUGAAUUGACACGGCAUAAUAUACGAUUAAAUUAUCUAAUUGUAUUAUUAUAUCAAAUUAUAAAACGAUCUAAUAUUCUUAUAAUAUCUAGGCAAAUAACAAAAGUACAUAUACACAGAAUGUUUAAAAAAACUUUUAUAAUUGUUAAGUUCAAAAUUAUCCACAAUCGACUUGCUAAUGUUAACAUUAGCCGAAUAAUGCAGUUAUAAAAUAAAAAUUAAAAAUUUUCCAAAAUGCACAGCUAAUAUUAACACUAUCCAAUUUUCAACAAUAGCCGUAACUUAUAAAUAAUAGAUAAAUAAUAUUACAAAUAAUAAAAUAUUGUAAAAAAAACUAAAUUAGGUAAUUAGACCCCGAUCAUUAUACAUAAACAGUCAAUUUGAUUAGCUAUUAUAACUAUCCCACACUACUUUGCCCAUGCAUAGUGUCAAACAAAAUAAAUAAAAACACAUUACUUGUUUUUUUUUUUUUAAUUUCAUCUGUGUCACUUAGGUAACCAAAAAAAAAAAAACAAAAUUCAAUUCUGUGCCAAAAAUACCAAAAUCUUGUAUAAGCCAUCCUUUAAAGGGUUGAAUUUUGAAAACCCUGCUUCGAGGUGCACACAAACCUGUUCAUCCACUUCUGUAUUUACAGAUCCCUGCAUGCGAUAGAUUAGGCUAUAGAUCGUUAACUGAAAGACGAACAAAUACUUCCUUUUAAAUAUAAAUUAUACCGAUCGAUUUAUAUAGUUUUUAGAUUAUUUUUUUUUAUUUUACGAACAGAUAUGAGCUGGGUCGCAUUAAGAAAAUGAGAAUUCAGUGUUAGUUCCGUGCAAAGAAAACCUUUUAUAGUAUAAACUUCAUUGGUUUGAUAUUUUCAAGGUUCAAAAAGAAAUAGAUAAAAUGUAUAAAGAUAAAAAAACUUACUCGUAAUAUUUAUACAUAAUAUAAAAAUAUACAAAAUCGAAAUUCCUUUGAAUAACCAAAGGUACCUGUUAUUCUGACCUUUCCCUUCUGUAAAAUAUUAUAUGUUGAAUAUUUUUUCAGCACGUUUAUAAUUAGGUGCUGUUAAUAAUUUUAUGUGUUUUUGACAUGUCCAGGUGUAAUAAUUCACGGUAGUUUCCUAGUAAUGGCUAUUGACUCGGAUUCUAUGUCAUCACAGGUCAGUACGAACAAACAGUAUUCAUAUUAAUUUUAAUCGAAUUAGUAUAGUGUGUAGACAUAAUAACUUUAUGUACAAUUAUUUUAUUAUUAAAAAUUUGAAUUAUUUCUAUUGUUAAACAUUAUUUUUAUAAGAGCAUUAUGAAUUUUUUAAUAGGAUAAUUAAUUAAUUUUAAUAAUAGAUGUAUAGUAAUAUAACAUACAUGUUUAACUUUUCCCUUGCAGAUUACAAUAAUACUUAAAAUAUCCUACUCUUAAUAAAUUGAAGUAAAAAAAAAAAAAGAGAAGGGAUGAAGGGAGAAAUAAUAUUAUGAUAUAAAUAGCAAUAAUAAAACAAACGGGAUGUUUUACUUUGAUACCUAUAUUAAUUCUGGUAUUUGAAUCACUACCAUCCUCUUGCUGUUCGGAGGACUACGGAGUCGUGAGUCCGAGAAUAAUGAUAAAUAUAUAAAUAUAUCAUAUUAAUUAUAAAACUAGGUUUUAAUCAAACGGUUCUUAUUGUGAAUUCAGAGGGGACAGUAUUUUAAUUAAUUCUGAAAUCUAUAAAUAACCCAUAAAUGAGUCGUACAAGGGUGUUUCUAAUAUAAUAAAAAUAAAUUAUACGCGGUCACUAAUAAGUAAGGUUUUUCAGAAAUCAGACUCUUUAUGGAAUUACAAACUAAUGGUGAUAAACAGGUGAGACCAUUUUCCACCAAAAAAAGGACUUUCGCCCCGAAAAUUUCUUAAGCCUAAAAUCAUGUAUAUUUUCAUCCGAAUAUCAAAGUCAAUUUAAACUGAUUACACAUUGCUGUAAUACACAAUGCGAUUCGAACAUCAGUUUAGGAAAAUGGACGGAAAAAAUGGGUAUUUUAUUUUUAGUGGAAAUUGGCUACGGCCAGGUAAACAAUGGUUUAAUUUCGCUAAUAACGAGAAAUAUUAUUACGCGUAGGUAGAACGAUUUUUUUUUUUAUUAACCUAUUUUUUUGUUAAAACUUUUUAAAUAAUAUAUUGUUACGUUGCUACACCUAACAAAUUUAAUUAAUUAUUAUGACGGAAAUAAAAUGGUUAGAUUGCCGUACGAAAUAAAUUGUAUACCUACCUAUUAAAUUAAUAUAUUUAAAUUAUUAUUAAACCAAAAUGAAUUAACUAUUUUCCUAUUUAAAAAAUGAAACAUUAAUUAAAUUGUAUACCCUAAAUGAUGGAAUAAAAAUUGAAUAUUUCCACUUUUGAUAACGAUUGUUUAGUAGAAUUAUUAUUUUAUUAUUGCUUAUUUAUUUUUAACUAUUUCUAUACUAGAUUUAUUCAAACACAACGUACAAAGUGUAUAGAGGUUCUCAACAUUACGCUCGAAUUGCAGAACCUAUAACGGGAGUUAUGAACUUAUCAGAAUUUGAAUUUAAACCAACUUCGAAAAUAUUCGGCAUAACAAAGGAUGGUGGCAUAGUAUACGUCAAAAAUUGUAAAGAAUUGAAAAAGUCUACUCAAACAAAUUUCCAGUAAGUUUCUAAAUAUUAAUAAAAAAAAAAUUAUUUGCUCAUUAUGAAAUUAAAGUAAGUUUUUAAGUUCCCAUAAAUUAAAACCAUUCGCGCCCCUAUUGGCUUAAUAAGAAAUAAAAGUGGGAAAUUAAAUAAUAUUUAUAUAAUUAAUUUCAAUAUUUAAAAAUGUACACUUUAUUCAGCAAUAUACACGUUGUUGGCAGUAACAUAAUAGAUAGGUACCUAUUUUUAUAAAAAUUUGAACUUUAACGUUUUUAAAUAAUAAAUCAUGAAUACAGAUUUUCGAAACUUAUAUGAUGACACAAGAAGAACUUAUGAUGAACCUUGUAUUAAAUUUCCGAACAUUUUUAAAAAGCUUAGCAUAUAAUUGUAUUGACAUAAGAUCAAAUAAAAACUAAAGAAACUCGACAAUUUCAUGUAACCAUAAAUACCUAUCUUAAAAGUCUCCAGAUUGUUUUCAGAAUUGUACCAUAAUCAGAAAGGGCUAAUUGAGUAUUUUAUAACGAUUUUAAAUAUCUGCAAUUAUUUUAAACUGAAUUACGAAAAAAAAAAAAAAUCUAAAAUAACACAAACGUUAGAAGCGCAUUUAUAUGUAACCCGUCACAGAUUAUUAUGUUAUCAGUUAAAGUUAAUAAAUGCAAAUACUAUUGAGUAUAGUAUUCGGUAAAAACAUACACAGGUUGGUAAUGGAGAGGACACGGGCCCCUAGCACCCUUCUUCCCCAUAAAUAAGCCACUGAAAGGGUAUUUCACUUCUAAUGUUUAUUUGUAUUAUUAUUAUUUUCUUUUAAAACUAAAUACCUACCUGACUACAUUUUUUAUAGACAGUACAUAUGGUACAUAGAUGCGAAUCAAAAAAAUGGAGUCUUAAUCAAGAAAUCAGUAAUAUUAAAUAUUGAAAUGAUGUCGGAUAAAAUGCAGCUAGAUUGUAAUGAAGUAUCACAUUGUUCUAAUUUACAACUAGACACUAAAUUUGAAUGUAUAUCGUCAUGUGGAAUUGGGUAAGUCCCUACCUAGUGAGUAUAACACAAUAAUCAACAGCCGUUUUUAUAAUCAACCAAGUCUCUAAUACACACAAUCUAAGAUACGAUAUUUCUGAUGUUAUACCUAUUAGCAGCUAGGUUAGGUAUAGUUUAAUAUUUUUUAACUAAUUAAUAAUAAUUAUACAUUCAUCGAUUGUGAAUCUAAACUGGUUUCUUUAUGUUUCGUUACAAACAUAAAUAAUGAAGUUUUUUUACGAACCACCAGUCACCAGUCACCCAUUAAUUUAAUCGUUUUUAUUGUUUAAAUUAUAUUAUUAUACUUAACACAUACUUAACACAUCAUAAUAUUAUUUUGCUCAACCUUGACCAACACAACACUAUUCUUUUGAUUCAUAAAUAGGUACCUACCUUAAAUACAAAAACGGUUAUUUUUAUAGUAAAACUUUUGUAUAGAUCCAAUUAUAAAUGUCAAUGGCGAGAAUCACCAUCACCAGAAAUGUUCACUACAAAUUAUUCUACUUGUACUCCCGACAUCAAUUCCUGCCCAAACGGAUAUUGUGACAGUCUAGAAAAGAUGAAUUAUUUAAUUUGUCCGCAAGACUGUGCCGGUAAUUAAAUAACUACGCCCAACAUAACAUAAUUUAAUAAAACUACCAAUUGCCUGUGUUUUUAUUUGUCUAAACUUAAUUUUUAUUAUUACAGAUAAAGAUGAAAUAUUCGGAACUGGUACAGGCGGUAAAAAAGCUGGAAUUUUGAGAGCUACAGGUGUAUGUACAUGUGACGAAUUUGGAAAGUGUACAUGUGAAAAAAAAGUCAUAAGGCCAAAAACCACAAAUCUACCAAAUAAAAUAAUCAAAUCCACAACCCCGACAUUAGGUAUGAUAUACUGAACAAAACUAUAAUGAUAACAUAAUAAUAUCAUUAUAAUUUUUUAUUUGGUGACAAGGCAAACAAGAAGAUACAUCGGUAUGUGAUGGAUACUGGUGUGACCACAAUGUUAAUAUGAGUAUAGCAAUUGUUAUUUUAUUCGUGAAAAUUGGAAUCCUUAUGAUUUAUUGCAGAAAUAAGUGAAUUAGAAUUUGAUUAUAAAUAUACGAAUUGUAUUUAAACAAAUAUGUAUAUUUAUUUCAGGAUUUUAAAGAGUAGCAAAAAAAACAAAAACGUCAGAAAACCCGAGGAAUUGUUACCUAUGCGUGAUCAACAUGGACAUCAUCCAAACCCAGUAUCUAACUCAAAUACUUUUAUUACUGUAAUUUAUAAAAUAAUCAUAAUAAUCGUUACACUGCUAUUAUGAUAAAUUAUUCCACAGGACUUUGACCAAAAAUGGGAAUUUCCGAGGGAAAAUCUUGUUCUGAAACAAGAAAUUGGCGAAGGAGAAUUCGGUAAAGUUCUAAAAGCUCACGCUACGGACAUUCACAAUAUAAAAGGUAUAUUAAAAAAAUAAAUAAUAAUAAUAAAUAUAACGUAGAUAGGUAUAUAAAUAGUAUAGCUAAAUAAGAAAUAAAAAGCUAAGGUAACUUAAAACUCAACAAAACAAAAAAUAUAUAUCGACAUUUGUUGUUAGUUAUUUUUUUAAUUGUUUAGAAAAACUGUUUAGAAUCUAGAAAUUUUUUUUCAAAUAAAUAGUACCAUCGGCCAAAAAUUCUGCAUUUUAUGAGGUACUCAGUGAAACAAAUGGAGCAGUUCCCUAACCAAAUUUUUAAAAAAAAAAAGCUGUCGACGAGGGCGAGUGCAGCCACUGUUAUAGGUGGAAAGUUGGGAAUUUAGGAUACAGAAGGGAAUUUAAUGUACAUAAUAUGUAAACAACGAUAAACCAUUGGUAACGAAAAAACGAUUCUGAGCGAAAUUCAGUAAUGCUUUAUCAACAAUAAAUGCGUCAUAUUAUGGUAAUAUAAUUAAAUAGGUAUUAUAUAUUUUCUUUAAUAAUAUUUGUUUAAUAUUUUACCGAUUUUCCAUUUUCCUGGUUUUCCCUCAUUUUCCCCUGGUUUUUCACAUUUUCUGGGAAAACUCUUGGGAAAACCGAAAAAUGACCUCUUUUAAGUACCUCCCUGAUCUGAUUUCCUUUCAGAAAAGGUGCUACACUUAAAAAUCGGAGCAAGAUCUCUAGUAAAAAAGUUGUCCAUAGAAAAAAAAAAUAUCUUUAAAAAUAUAAGCUUCUUCGGUCUACUCAGAAUCUGAAAUUUAGUAUACGUAUACAUUUUAAUGAAAAUCUUAAAAAUCACUGCAUUUCGUGUACCUGCUAUUUUCUGAUUUAUAUGGAUAAAACUUUUUUGGCUCAAUAAAAAUAGUGAACAAUUUGAGGCAGAAAACACAGACAGUUGUUAUUCAUUUUUUAGUUUCAAAUAAAUAGGUAAAAAUUUAAAUUUAAAUUUAUCAAAACUAUUUCAUCAACUUAGUUCAGAAUCGUUCUUCGUUUGCAAUGAUUUAUCAGUGCGUACAAAUAUAAACUACUAUUUCUACUUUAUUUAAUAAAUUAAAUUUACUUAAUAUAUUUUUUAUUUAAUAUGUACGCAUGUAGUAUAUUAUGUAAAUAUAUGAAUGAAUAAAAAAACAAUAAUUAAACACAUUACGACAGAACAUUACUAGUCGAAAGUCACGUUCUUGUUGGAGCAAUGUGGUAUUUGAGAUGGCUUUUGAACAUGAUAAUAUAUUUGAUGUAUGAACACAAUCGUUGUAUUUAAUAAUAAAAGAAAGCUACGACGGUGUCUAUUACAUGCCGCCAUCGGACUAUAUUAUACCAUCCUGCUAUAUUAUAAUAUUGCAUACUCAAAUUUUCUUCUCUCCUUUUAAUGGGACGAUUCAAUAGAAUGGGUCACAUUCCAAAAUGAUUUUACGACUUUGUGUGUUUAUUAAAAAUAUUUGAAAUGUAUUCUACCCACAUAUUAUAAUAUUAUUUCCUUUUUAUAUAUGUUACAGGCGAAUCGAUAGUCGCAGUCAAAACCGUAAAAAACAAUGCGGGUACAACUGAAAAGAAUGAUUUAUUAUCAGAAUAUAACUUGUUAAAAGACGUCAAUCAUCCUAAUGUAGUUAAGCUACUUGGAGCUUGUACCACUCAAGACGGUCCGUUUUACCUUAUUAUCGAAUAUGCCAAAUAUGGUUCACUUAGGUAUGACUGUUGAAGAAUAAAAUAAUAUUGUGUAUUUAAAUUCACUAUGAAAAAUUUUAAUUAUUAUUAUUAUUAUUAUUAUAGAUCUUACCUCCGCAAGAGUCGAAUUCAAGAUGUCAAUUCAAAUGGUUUAGUCACGGGAAAUUUCAAUAGAAUCGAGACUAGAACGCCUAUAAUGCUUCCACUUUACCCUAUCAGUCCAAAAGAUAUUUUGAAAUUCGCUUGGCAAAUAUCUAAGGGAAUGUCUUAUCUCGCAGAACUGAAAGUAAAUAGUAGUCACUAAUAUAAAAAAAAAAAAAAAAAAAGAUUACUAAUAUUUAUUAAUACCGGCAAUAUUUAGUUAGUGCAUAGAGAUCUAGCGGCAAGAAAUGUAUUAUUGACCGAAGAUAAAAUGUGUAAAAUAUCCGAUUUUGGCUUGACCCGAGAUGUCUACGAAGACAAUACUUAUUUAAAGAAAACUAAAGGAAGAGGUUUGGACUUUGUUUCUUCUAAUAAUACAAUUAUCAAAUUUAAAAUGUAUAAAUCAUUAUCAACUACAAUAUGUAUUAUAGUUCCGGUCAAAUGGAUGGCACCCGAAUCAUUAGCAGAUCACAUAUACACAAGCAGAUCGGAUGUUUGGAGUUUUGGAAUUUUACUAUGGGAGUUAGUCACUUUAGGAGCAGUUCCGUAUCCUGGGAUAGCUGUACAAGAUUUGUUUAAAUUGUUAAAGGAAGGAUACCGAAUGGCUAAACCAGAACAUUGUUCGCAUGAAUUGUAAGUAUAAAAUUCAUGAAAAUAUCCUUAUACUCGUAUAUCGAUAUAAUUUUGUAAAAUACAAGCAAAAAAAAAACAUAAUUUCAUAAACUUGUAUUGACAUUCUAUAAUGUAUAAUAUUAUAUAUUAAAUUAAUAUUUUAUUACAAUAAAUUCAAGAGAAUUUAAAUAACAAUCGUCAAGUAUGUAGUUGAUUUUUUGAUUUUUAAUUAACUGUAUUAUUUAAAAAAAAAACUAUCUACUAUUAUUUUAUAAAAAUGUUUUACAACAGAGGUUCCCAAACUGUGGGUCGCGAUUAUAUUUUUGGUGUGUCGCGUUAUAUUUUUAAAUAUUACAUUUUUUAAACAUCUAUUACUUUAUAUUACGUUAUUGUUCAAAUUCAGUUUUAUCGUCAAUCGUUAUCUGUGAGUGUGACGAUUACGAGUUUACAGCGACCGAGUCAAAACGACGCAAUUAGAUUAAUAGUUAUUGAAAAGAUAAUGAUUUAUCAGAACACACAAAUUAGUAGGUAUCUGCACGACGUUCAAAACUUUUGAUUAUUUUUCAGUUACACGCGGUACAUUGAAUACGAUACAUGUACGCAGUUGUAUAUUUAAUAUUAUUUUUUCUCAAAUAAAUUCGUUUUCUUUAUAAUUUUGUACAACUAUGGACAAAUGGUUAAACAAAUAGUCAAUGACUCAAAGUUAAGAAAAAACAGAAACAAUAUCUGCGUCAAUAGUUAAAAAAAGAAAAUUUAAUUACGAUGAGCCUUCAACAAGUUCUUCUGAGUCGAAACAAAAAAAUUCUUUAAGAAAAUAUUGUUCUGAAUAUUUGCGAAUUGGACUACAUCGACAUAUAGAUACGAACCAUCCAGAAAUGAAGAAUAAACCACUCGAUUUUUAUUGAAGAAAACUAGAAUCUCUAAAAACACCAAAAAAUAUUUUUACUUUUACUGCAAUUAACCAAAAAGCUACGUACGCCUCAUAUAAAAUAAGUUUACUUAUAAAUUGCUCAAACUGGUAAGCCUCACACAAUUGGUGAGUCUUUAAUUUUACCACCAAUAAAAGACGCAGUCGGGAUCAUGUUUGAUCAAAAAAGUUUAAAAGAAGUUGAAAAAUUAUCGCUUUCAAAUAAUACAGUUCCACGUAGAAUCGACGAAAUUUCUGAAUGGGUAGAAUAUAAACUGAUCGAAAGAGUUAAUUUGAGUACAUGGUUCUCAUUACAACUAGACGAGUCCACAGAUAUACAAGGCUUAUCUCAGAUAAUUGUUUUUGUACGGUACAUAUAGAUGAAUCGAGGUAAUAAAUGUCAGCAAAAAAAAGGUCAUUCAUUGAUAUUGUGGGUCGCCAAAUUUUAAAAAUUUCCCAAAAUGGGUCGUACAAUAAAAAGUUUGGGAACCUCUGUUUUACAACAAACAGCAAAUAUUAUGAUAGGUAACUAGGUAAAAUAUCCGAGCACCUAGCUAAUAAAUCGACACGUGAAUUACUUAUUAAUUAAAUAAUAAAAUAUUGACAAUAUAAAACAAUUAACUAUGUGGGUUAUAAAGAAUGAUAUAAAGUAUAGAAGUUUAAACUAUAAUAUGUAAGGAAAUUACCUACCUAGUGAAAAAAAAAAAAAACAGAAAAUCAUUUAGUAUUAUUUUCAUAUAUAUACAAAUUUUAAUAUUUUCGAUAAUUUACACUAUUAGAUUCUAAGUGGAGCAAAGAAUGUAUUGGUUUUACAAUGGUGUUUAUUUUUUUUUUUUCUGUGAACAACUUUUCUACCAGCAAUUUUGCUCGGAUUUACAAUGAUAGCACUAUUUCUACAAAGAAAUCUGACUGGGGAGGUACUUUAAGCCGGUUGUUUUUUUGAUUUUCCCAGGAGUUUCCCAAUAAAUGGGAAAACCGGGUACAAUUAUAUUAAAUAAAUAUUAUUAAAGAAAAUCUUUAAGGCAUAUAUAAUUAUUUUACCAUAUAUUAUUGUUACUAACCUCGUAGUAAGUAGGUAACUAACCUAACCUAACCUAACCUAACCUAACUCGUAUAUUAUUGACAAAGCAACACUAUUAACCGAACAGAAUCGUUUUUCCUUAAUAAUGAUUAAUCUUUGCGUACAGACUACAGAUAGAUUAAAUUUUCCCUCUACCUUUACAACUUUUCACCUACAACAGUGCCCCACCUACGUGCGAAAUAUAUUCGAUAUUCAAUAUUAAAUUCUAAAAUCAAGGAAUUUACAGUUUGUAAAAUUAUAAUAUUGCACAUACACUAAAUUUCUGAGGGAGUGAGAAACCCAUUUUGUAUUUCUGAGGUUAUAUUCAAGUAUAUUAUUAUAUUAAUUAUGGUUAUCAGGUACACAGGACUGCAUUUAAGAAUUUUGUGACCGUUGCAAAUUAAAUCUUCCAUCCUUCUAAGGACGUAUUUCUAGAAGGUUAAUGGAGAAAUUCAUCGCCUCCCAUGAUUCAUGGCCAUACAGUUUGCUUUAAAAAUGUGUAUUUUAAACAGUAGGAGAAAACUAUUAAAUAUAAAAUAUGACUUAGCCCCCCCCCAACCACUUCUCUGUAGCCACCCCUGUACCUUUAUAUAUUUUGUAAUUUAUUUUCGGAAUUAUGCAUACUUAAGUCAAUAAGUAGCUAAGUAAUCACAGAACAGUAACAUAAACAUUUUAAUAUUACAACAAGUUUAAAUAUUUAUUUUUUAUUAGUUGUAAGUAAAAAAAAUCUAAUACCUAAUCGCGUAUUGAUUUUGUGGAUCAUUUUUGCAGAUACGAUAUCAUGGUAGCCUGUUGGGCAGACGAUCAACACAGAAGACCCAAUUUUAAAUCGCUAACGACAUCUCUGGAAAAAAUGUUGGAAAAAGGAAACGAUUACUUACAAUUGGAUUUCAAACAGUUUGUUAACAAUAUGUGUUACUUAAUGGAUGGUAUAUAAUCAUAUUAGUAUACAAUUAUUUAAUAUCUAUAAUUUAUACCUACCUAAACAAAUAUAUAGGCGCCAUGCACUUUGCGCCCGUGCGUUUUGCGCCCAUUACCUUUUUUAUGCUAUUUCCGCCCAUUAUCGAAAUAUUUACCUGCUGAAAUUAUAUAAAGCGGACUAUUCACUCAAAAUUUAAAAUUAUAUAAAAUUAAUAUUAUAUAAUAUAAUCGUAUAAAAUUGUCAAAUUAUAGUUUUGGUUCAGAUUUCUGAACAAAUGAUAGGUAACUGAUAAGUAUAAUAGUUUUACAAUUAUAUUUCACGUAAUUAUAUACGUAUGAAUUUUCCACCAUAAUUAUAUAAUAUAAACUACAAAUCGAUAUAGCCUUCGGAUAACCAAUAGCUACAUUAUUAUUAUCGAUCAAAUGUUCACUGUUAAGGUACGGUUUUUAUAUGCGAUUGGCCGCAACGGCUGAAUUCAACGACUAGUCGUAAUGUCCAGAAGCUGCGUACCGGUUGGUUACCAAUAUGCGACUACACUUUGCGAUUGGCGUAUAUUAUACGCCAAUUUAACUUAAGAUUUAGUAGCGUGCAAACAUGAUUAUGAUUAUUUUAUUUUAAUAAUAUUACUGUAACGUAAUUAUUAAAAUUAUUAUUAAUAAUAAUAAAGUAAUUAGACUUCUAAUAGAGAAAGAAAAAGAAGAAGACUCCCUCGACUAAAAUUUCUCCCUCAUUUGGCAAAAAUAUUGAUUGAAUAGUUUUCGACAUGAUUAGUAUUGUUUAUUAUUUAAUAAUUAUAAUUAUUUAAUAUAUAAAUUCAUUAAUUUUGUCAUAAAUCACCAAAAAAAAUAAAAAAAUAACCUACAAAUCAAAUUUGUCAUGCUACUUUGAUUGAAAAUACGAAUAGACACAUACAACUCAUAAACAACACUGCUAUCGGAUCAGUUUUCGACGCGCACACGUCGAUCGCACAUUGGAAACUACGUUUGUAGAUUAAACAUGGAUCAGUAAUUUGCAACUAGUUGCGUUCAGUCCUUGCGGCCAGUCACACAUAGGACCUUUAGUAGUUUUUGACUUUUAUUGUGUUACGUUCGGAUUUUCAAAUAUACAAGGAAACGGUAGACAAUAAUAAUUUGACAGAUGUGUACUAUUAUAUUAUUAUAUUAUAUUAAUUUUACAUUACAAAAUUUUAAAUUUUGAGCGAUUAAUAGUCCGUCUAAUAUAAUUUCGACAACGGGCGCAAAACGCAGGGCGUAAAGUGCACGCCACCAAUAUAUUAAUAUUGAUACCUAUUAAUAUUGUUUUUUUAGAUUAUGAAGUACUAGAUCAAAAUCAAACUAAAGCCAAAGGUACUGCUACAGAGGAACAAGUAACAUACGAAAUUCCGAAAUCAUUUAACGAAUUGGGAACGACAUAUGUAAUGAUGAAAGAUUUUACAUUUGAUCCAAAUCAACAACUGCAAGUACAAGCUGUGUGAAAUUGUUAAGGAUUAUGACUUAUACUUUAUGUCGAACUUGUUAUCCAGAUACUAGUCAAUAUGAAUACACGUAUACAUAAUAUGUAUAUAUGUUACAGUUAAAACCCGAAAUCCGUCAAAACUAGUUUCCAAAAAUUCUACAAAUCAAUUCUAGUUUUGACUAAUUAAAACUAGAAUUAACUACAGAUUUAAAUAAGUCAGUCAAAACUAGUUUUUACUGAAACGCACGUAUUCUAACCGGCACUACCUAAAACGCACGCAAUUGUAUGAGAUCUAUAAAUAUUACUCCGUAAAUUCGACUGGCCGACUAUCAAAUCAAUUAAGAUAACUUUAACCAGUGAUUAGAUAGAUGUCUAAUCACUUUUAGAUAUGAUAACUUCCACCGAUUAUAACUUAUAGUUAAUAAUUCGGCUGCUGUAGUUUUUGUUCCCGUGUUAUCAGUUCGUUUGUCUUCGUUAUAGACGUUAUACCUACUUGUGUGUUUGUCUCGCACUAGUUUUGACUAUCAAAAUAAAAACUACCGAUUUUCACUAGAUAAUUCUAGUUUUCACCAAUAUAUUUCAGAUACAACUAGUUCUAACUGAGCAAAUAUAAGUUAAAUCUAGUUUUACCGACGAAGGCCUUAGUUAAUUCUAGUUAUAAUUAGUCAAAACUAGAAUUGACUAAAGGGAUUUUUGGAAACUAGUUUUGACGGAUUUCGGGUUUUAACUGUAACAUAUAUAUAUAUAUAUACAUAUAUUAUUUACCAAUACUCAUAAAUAUAACUUCAGUGGUGGGUAUACUUAAAAAUAAAGGUCUAGCGAAACAUAAAAACUACCAAACCACCCACUAAGAACGUAUAGCUUAAACCCCCUUCCACACAGAAAAUAGGUAUGUAAUAGUAAUACCUACAUUUAAUUUAAAAAAAAGUUAAAAUACCAUUUUUCCAAAUAUUUUGUUAAUGUAAUACCUACUUUUUUUAGAAAAUAUUUAGGUACAUCAUAUUAUUGUAAUGUUAAAUUUCAAUGUCACGUUUGCAGAAGAUCAUACAAUUCUCUAAUCUUUCUUCAAACAUUAUUGUUAUUCUGAGCCUUGUUUUAAUAAGUUUUUUCAUUUUGAAAAUGCUAAUACCAUCUAUCUGUAUAAUCGCUUGUCACAAUUUAAGCUAAUAAUGCAAUCAGUAAACUCGUAUUUAAUAUUGGGAAAUCGCAACACAACUAGUCAUUAUAAAAAUUAUUUUAUUUAUUAUUAUAAUUGUUAAUUUGUUUUUAUUUAAUUCGGUAAAGUUACACAAAUUUAACUAUACAUUUGUGUAGAAGUUAUGAAGAGGAACCCCUCCUUUGAAGGUAUUGCUUGACCAAGAUCUUGACUAUAGAAUAGCACCCACUCAAUAAUCUUAUACUACACUUAAUUCAGAACAAUUGUACUAUUAAAUAUUGCUUAAAAUUAUGAACUUAAAGUAAAACUAUAUAGAAUAUAAUGUUUAAAAUAUUUAUAUUUUUAAAAUAAUUGUGUAUUAGGUAGGUACUUUUUAAUUAUUAAAGUUCCUACUUGUUAUUAUACAUAUCUAACAUCUCUAUUCGGCCAAUUUAUGUGAAUACAGUGGCCAGCACUAAUUAAUUCUAUAUUAACUUCUAAUUUCUAAAAUUAUUUUUCAAUAUUUUACUAAAAUAUCAACAGGUGUAAGCCUAAGAAUUUAAUUGGAUAUUGCAUUUAAACUCAUUAAAACUAUAUUUCAUUGAAUAAAAAAAUUUUAUUCGACGAAAUAGAUAUUUUAUAAUAGAUGUUAAGUAAACUGGUACCAUCUACUACCUAUUUUUGUAUAAUUAUGAAGUAAUGUAGAUGAAUAUACAUAUUUUACCAUAAUAUUAGCUAUAACAAACGCCAAACCUUUCAGUAUGCGCUUUACGUAUUUCCUUCACCUUGUGUUCUACCUUUUAUGUUAUUCACAAUUUAGUGAAGAGACAAGUGCGGGGGUGUCGCAAUCAUAAACCUUAUAAGAUCUAUGGUUGCAAUGCAAGUCAAUUAGUAUUAACAACUGUUAAUUUUCAAGCUAAAUAAUCAGCA
Messenger RNA from Cinara cedri, 15909 nucleotides. NCBI's taxonomy places the organism in Eukaryota, Metazoa, Arthropoda, Insecta, Hemiptera, Aphididae. The record is from the annotation of a GenBank genome assembly.